ACGCGCUGGUUAAAAAUCCUGCUAAGGCACUUGUGAGAGAAGCAGGCUUGAUCUCUUUGUCAGUACUACCACACGCAGUUUCACUUCGCCAUUAUGUCGGGUAUUGUUCGAGCAAUAAGAUCUGGGGACGUGAAGGUCGUUGAAAAUGAGAUGCGGAAACCGGGCUUUUGCGUUAACUCCCCUGCCACUGGUGGAAGGACGCCUCUGCAUCACGCCAUCGAUGCUGGAAAGAUCGAGGUCUGCAAAUUCUUGGUGAAUAAGGGAGCAGACGUUGAUUUAGAGGAUGAAGGAGAAUGCACACCACUGUACAUUGCCAUCCUAAAGAACAACAAAAAGAUAGCACAAUGGCUUCUUGAAAUGGGCGCGGACAAGAAGGGAAAAUCACCCGACGGAGAUAAAUACGUAGAGUGUGCCGAAGACGAAGAAAUGAAAGCCCUCUUCAAGUAGAUAGUAAGAACCACAAAUCUAUGAUUGAAACUUGUCGUCAUUAGCCUGUAUAGUAAUCCUGAGGACUGGGGACGUCAUAGCUGGCACAUCUGUGUAAUGGACACAAGUCGUGAUUUCAUUAGUAGUGUUGUAAAUAAAGUAAAUAUUGUAUGCAUGUCUAAAGAGAACGUUAAUAAAGCAUUUUUUCUUUCCA
Actinia tenebrosa (Australian red waratah sea anemone) is the source of this 640-nucleotide messenger RNA. RefSeq names its product myotrophin homolog. Gene Ontology annotation, molecular function: protein binding. The record is from RefSeq and is a predicted model, not a curated record. NCBI's taxonomy places the organism in Eukaryota, Metazoa, Cnidaria, Anthozoa, Actiniaria, Actiniidae.